AUGUCCUCCAAGCGCAGCUACGCGGCCUCCGACGUUAACGACGUCGCCGAGCCGCCUCACAAGCGCAGCAGGAAGCCCAACCCGAAGACGCGCGACCACCAGAACGCUUACAUCGACCCGACAUGGGGCCAGAAAUACGUCUUCUCGUCGGCCGCGGGCUCGACGACGGUCCCCGUGGACCCGGAUCUGGACUUCGAGGACGACGCGGAUGCCAUGGCGUAUCUGAAAUCAGUAAGGACGCAAGCAAACGGCAUUCCCCACCUCCUCGUUGCGCCCAAGGUCCCGAUCGGCCCGCAGCUACCCAAAGAGCUACAAAACGAUGACGAUGAAGCUGAAGAAGGCGAGGCCGUCGAGGAGGAUCGCGACAUUUACUCCACCGGCCAGGGCGACUUUAGGGGAUACUAUCAAGACGGCGCAUACAUGGCCCGGCCUGAUAACUGGGUCGAUCACCGCGCCGCCCGCGACCACGACGCAGAGGGCGGCGAAUGGCAAGGCAACGAAGGUAUCUACGACGUUGAUGACGUGGAGGAAGACAAUACGGAUCCCGAAGCGGCUAUUCGCGAGGCCUACUUCGCCGCGAUUCUUUCCAAAUUUAACACCCUCCGCAAGACCCUCCACGCCACACCACCGCCGAACAUCGUGGCCGCCCUCCCGCACACUCACGGCUACCACGUCGGCGCUUUCGGCCCGAAGUCGGGCACCUUUGCCAUCUGGUCGCAGCGCCUGCGCGCCACCGACCCCCACCCGGCGCAAGUGGCGAGCAUGGAUAAGGACGGCGUACUGCGCGUUGUGCGCGUGCUUCUGGGCGGCAGCUUCCUCCGUCGGGGCGCCGAGCUGGGGGAGCGCACAAGCCGCUGGCUGUGGGCGCUGCUCGCGCGGCUUCCGGAGCGCGGGGGGCUAAACCACGCCGAGACCGGGUGGGUGCGGGACCUGGGCCGGCGGGCGGUACUGAUGAUGCAGAGCCUGGCGGACAUGGCAGCGCUGAGAGACGCGCUAGAGGGGGAGGGGAUGGACUUGGGCGUCCACGACGCCGUCGACGAAAGCUCGGACGACGAGGACGCCCUCAGGGAGAUGGAUGUCGAAGAGAGAGACGGGGAGGAGCCGGACGGUGAUGGGAAGCCGGGGGAGGAGACGCCCAUUGCCGCGGCCAAGGUCCCAACCGAGACAACGAAGCUGACUGAGGAGGCUGAUCCCACGCCGAAGAAGCCCGCCGUCGACGACGGCGAGGUCGAAGAUGGGGAGAUCGAUGAGGAUGCUGACGACGACCAAAAGUCCGAGGCGAUGGACGUGUCGGAGGACGGCGAGGUGGACGAGGGCGAGAUCGCGGAGGACCCUCCGGCCCAGACGCUGGAGGAGGCCAGGGCCCGGCUGCUGGCUCAGCUGGACACGGCGGCCGAGGUAGCGCCGUCGGAAGCACCGUCGGAGGAAGCGAUUGCUGAGGUCGAAGACGAGGAGGGGACGGUCGACCAGCUGCGGGCGAGGAUGAACAUGCGGGUGACGCUCACCAUGAUCCUGACGGUCGCCGGCGAGUUCUACGGGCAGCGCGACCUGCUCGAGUUCCGGGACCCCUUCACAGGUAUGUGA
Messenger RNA from Colletotrichum higginsianum IMI 349063, 1584 nucleotides. Its product is annotated as V-SNARE protein. Gene Ontology annotation, biological process: spliceosomal snRNP assembly. The record is from RefSeq and is a predicted model, not a curated record. Gene Ontology annotation, cellular component: nucleus; SMN complex. The coding region runs from base 1 to 1584 and encodes 527 amino acids. The transcript has 2 exons. NCBI's taxonomy places the organism in Eukaryota, Fungi, Ascomycota, Sordariomycetes, Glomerellales, Glomerellaceae.